GCUGCUGAUUUGACCAAGCGAACGCGAAAGACGGCUGAGUUGACCGCAGUAGGCUAUUAAAGAGCACCGACAAGUAAGUUGUGCUAGCUGACCUGGUGGUGCCUUAACUUCUACCAGUAUUAUUCUUACAUGAAUGAGCGUAGCUCGACACGUCCUGAAGUACUCCAGGUUUGCAUUUCAUUCAACUACGCUAAACUGCAGCAGAAGCUUUUCUACUUCACAGUGUAAAAUGACAUCAAGGCACAAGAACUCCAAAAGAAUCGAGGGACUGGACAAGAAUGUCUGGGUGGCGUUCACUUCAGUGGCAGCAGACCCGUCCAUUGUUAACCUGGGUCAGGGCUUUCCAGAUAUCCCCCCGCCUUCUUACGUCAAGGAGGCCCUAGCAGAGGCUUCUUCAGUGGACCGGAUGAACCAGUACACCCGAGGCUUUGGUCACCCAUCUUUGGUGAAAGCUCUGUCUCAGGUCUAUGGGAAGGUCUGCGGGCGGCAGAUCGACCCCUUCAAAGAGAUCCUUGUGACAGUGGGAGGUUACGGUUCUUUAUUCAGCACCAUGCAAGGGCUGGUGGACGAGGGAGACGAGGUUAUCAUAAUAGAGCCUUUCUUCGACUGUUAUGUACCCAUGGUGCGGAUGGCGGGGGGCAAGCCUGUGCUAAUACCGCUACGUCUUAAGUCUGGGAACAAGACAGGAACAAGUGCCGACUGGUUUCUUGAUCCAGAGGAGCUCUCCAGUAAAUUCAACUCCAAGACAAAGGCCAUCAUCAUCAACACCCCCAACAAUCCCAUUGGGAAGAUCUUCUCCAGAGACGAGCUGCAGAUGAUCGCUGACCUCUGUAUCAAACACGACACUCUGUGCUUCAGUGAUGAGGUUUAUGAGUGGCUGAUCUACAGAGGACAUCAACAUGUCAAAAUUGCCACUCUUCCUGGAAUGUGGGAUCGAACUAUCACUAUCGGCAGUGCAGGAAAAACAUUCAGUGUCACAGGAUGGAAGCUGGGCUGGUCUGUAGGACCUGAGCACUUGAUAAAGCAUCUCCAGACCGUCAUGCAGAACACCAUGUACACCUGCCCCACACCGCUACAGGAGGCGGUGGCUCAGGGCUUCCAGAGGAACCUGGAGCUGAUGGGGCAGCCGGAGUGCUACUUCUCCUCCCUGCCAGAGGAGCUGGAGCUGAAGAGGGACCGCAUGGCUGCCAUCCUGCAGGAGGCCGGCAUGACCCCUGUCAUUCCAGAGGGGGGGUACUUCAUGCUGGUGGACGUCACGUCUCUUAAUCAGGACCUGUCACACAUGGAGGAGGAUGAAGCCUACGACUACAAAUUUGUGAAGUGGAUGAUUAAAGAAAAGAAACUGGCAGCCAUUCCCGUCACAGCGUUUGUUGGAGAGGAGUCCAAGAAGCACUUUGAGAAAUAUAUUCGCCUUUGCUUCAUUAAGCAAGACAGCACUCUGGACGCAGCAGAGGCCAUCUUGAAGAACUGGAGGAAAGUUUAAUAUGAUGAAUUGUCUGAAGGCUUCAGCUCGAUUUCAGGCAGGAGGAACAAGUCAAACUGAGGGAAUGAGAUAUGACUGUUAACUUAGAAAAGUAAAUACUAACAGUUGAAGUUCAUACGUUAAUAGCUAAAUGCUCUUCCACAUGUUGACAUACUGUUUGAGAGAAUCCUCACAGUCACAGCAGGUCCUGUGGGACUGCGUUAUGAAAACCGCUUUAUGCAAGGUGUUCAUUUUGUGUAGUUAUUGUGUUUUCAGCCUUUUUGAUGUGUACAUAGACACUAAUUACAAAGCACUUAGUUGGAUGGAACUGGUUGCGCUGUUCGGACUUUGUCAAACUUGGCCUUAUUUCUCCCUGAAAAAAUAAAUCACAAAUAAUGCAUAUUUUGUUUUUUGGAAUAAUAUUUGAAUAAAAACCAACGUGAUAAUAAUAGUA
Messenger RNA from Gymnodraco acuticeps, 1916 nucleotides. RefSeq names its product kynurenine--oxoglutarate transaminase 3-like. NCBI's taxonomy places the organism in Eukaryota, Metazoa, Chordata, Actinopteri, Perciformes, Bathydraconidae. Gene Ontology annotation, molecular function: L-kynurenine:2-oxoglutarate transaminase activity; pyridoxal phosphate binding. Gene Ontology annotation, biological process: biosynthetic process. The transcript has 14 exons. Bases 134 to 1483 code for a protein of 449 amino acids. Gene Ontology annotation, cellular component: mitochondrion; cytoplasm. The record is from RefSeq and is a predicted model, not a curated record.